This is a messenger RNA of Dreissena polymorpha, 912 nucleotides long. RefSeq lists its product as uncharacterized. The coding region runs from base 1 to 912 and encodes 303 amino acids. The transcript has a single exon. The record is from RefSeq and is a predicted model, not a curated record. Lineage: Eukaryota; Metazoa; Mollusca; Bivalvia; Myida; Dreissenidae.
AUGAUCUUCAAUCGGCUUAGAGAGAGUGAGAAGCCAAAGUUAACUGGUGCCAUAGGUUUGCGGGGAGCUGGGGGUAUGCCCAUUAAGGUAAUGGGUCGAGGAGCUUUCAGAAUGCAGCUUGGACCAGUCAAGAGGCUUCAAGAAGCUAUAGAAGCCGACAUAGAAUAUGACGUGCUGUUGGGCUAUGACGUGUUGGGGAACGCUGAGAGUCCAGCAGAUAUCAUUUCGAAUCGCAGUAUAAUUUCUUUAGAUGGUAAAGAAAUACUUUGUAUACAGAAAAAGCUGAGGUACAUGCAAAAGGUAACUGUUGCAGACGAUGUGCUAGUUCCAGGGAACUCAAAAGCUGUGAUAGAAGUGUAUGUGGAAAGAGAAGAGGCUGAUGACGGAGGGAAGCCUGACUUUAUCAUUGAAGCCACUGAUAUGUUCCAAGAGAGGUACGGUCUAGUUUUGGCUGCAACAUUAGUAAACAUCAAAUCAGCCCCUACUUGCAAGGUGAGGCUUAUGAAUCCGUUCCCUGAAGAAGCAAUGCUGAAGCAGGAUGCCGAAAGUGCACGUGCAGAACGCAUUGAUAGGGUGGUAAGUGUCGUUGUUGAUAAAGAGAGCGAAGAUGUGGCGAAUAACAUUAGUAUAAGACGAAUUGCUGUAAGACCGAAUCAAGAAUUGCCUGGUAAUGUAGAAGCACUUUCCCAAACAGGUUUAAAAGAACUACCAGCUCAUCUUAAAGAUCUUCACGAGCGCUCAACAGUAGGUAAAACGGAACACGGGAAAGCCGUUGUUGCAGGUUUGUUUCACAAAUACAGCGACUCAUUUUCUAAAGAUGACUCGGAUAUAGGUCUAACCCAUUUAACAGAGCAUUGCAUCAAUACCGGAGAUGCCGCUCCAGUGAAACAAAGGCCUCGUCGGGUACGUUAG